Molecule: messenger RNA, 1121 nt
Organism: Pantherophis guttatus
Lineage: Eukaryota; Metazoa; Chordata; Lepidosauria; Squamata; Colubridae
Biological process (GO): nucleosome assembly
Cellular component (GO): nucleosome
Molecular function (GO): DNA binding
Source: RefSeq, a predicted model, not a curated record
GCGGGUAAGAGGCCGCUGGCCGAGCGGGGCGCGCCCUCCCCGCCCGGCCCCAUGGGACCUGGAGUCCGCUCCCCGCCUCCCUCCAGCAGGCUCUCUUUCUCGGCGUCCGCAGAGGCCUCGGCGGCAGCCCGCUUCUCCAAGGGCCGCUAUCCGCCCACGCUGACCAUGGUCACCGAGGCCGUCGGGGCGCUCAACGAGAGGAAGGGCUCUUCCACCGCCGCCAUCAAGCGCUACAUCCGCCACAACUACCCCGGCGUGGACCCCAUCCGCCUCAAGUACUACCUGCGCAAGGCUCUGCUCAAGGGGCUGGAGAAGGGCUACCUGGUGCGCCCCCUCAACUCCUCCGCCCAGGGGGCCACCGGCAGAUUCAAGUUGGCAGCCCUAAAGCCCAAGAAGGGAAAGGCGAAGGGGGCCCAGCCUGCCCAGGGGGAAAGCCCACCCCCAAAACCGGAGAAGAAGGCGGAGGGCAAGCCGAGGGUCGAGAACCCCAAAGGCAAAGAUGCCAAGGGCAAGGAGAAAGCUGCCAAAAAGAAAGCCAAGGCUGAAUCCGACCAGGUCCUGGCUGCAGACCCAGUGAAGCAGAAGCCGAAGGAGAAAAUGGCAGCCGAAGGAAAGGCUCCCAAGAAGCCGAGGCCCCCCAAGACCCUCCAAGUCAAACUGGCAAAGGCCCCCUCCAAGGCGCCCCCCAAGGGAGAAGCCAAGACAGCCACCAAGGGCAAAGCUCGUCCCAAGGCAGGAGCAGAAGAUGAGGCUGAGCCCCCCGUGGGUGAGCGAGUCAAGGUGGCAAGGGGGAGCCAAGCCAAGAGCCAGGCCGGGCCCCCCAAGGCCAGAGCCCCCAAGGCCGGAGCCCCCAAGGCCGGAAAGAAGGCGGUGGCCAAAAGCAAGGAGAAAGAAGCCGAGGGGGGAGCGGGCCCAAAGAACGCCUGAGGUCCACGGUGGCCAUUGUCAACCUGUAGUGCGAUGCAGGAGGGCACCCCAGCUGCCUCCCAAUGGCUGGCAGCCCCUGUCAUGGAAGGAGGCCGAUGGGGGCCCCCCCAGGUGGAAGGCUGGGCAGUUUUAACAGCAUUUUAAGCAGUCAGAGAUGUUUUUCAAUAAAGGUGUAAUAUUUGGCAAGAAGCAAA